UUCGCCCGCACACCCUAAUAGCCGAGCGACAAAAAGUCAUUGGCGACUCCACGGUGACAACACCUCAAGAAUCCAACCACCUCCGAACGACAAACGUCUUCGACUAUUGACAACCGUCACCAUGGGCGAAGCAGUGAUUGAGGGAUCCAACUGGCGCCUCGUUGAGGUCGGCCGCGUCGUUCUCAUCAACGGCGACCACCCCUACGCCGGCCGCCUGGCCACCAUCGUCGAGAUCAUCGACCACAAGCGCGUUCUCGUUGACGGUCCCUCCUCCGACCCCGCGCUGGCCAUUCCCCGGCAAUCCGUCCCCCUGUCCAAGUGCCUCCUGUCCCAGUUCGUUAUCGAGGGUCUCCUCCGCGGCUCCCGACACGGCACCGUCAAGAAGCAGUGGGAGAAGGCCGAGAUCGACGCCAAGUGGAAGGAGAGCAACUGGGCCAAGAAGCGCGACCAGGUCAAGAGGCGGAAGGCCCUGACGGACUUUGACCGCUUCAAGGUCAUGCGCCUUAAGAAGCAGGCGCGAUUCGAGGAGCGCAAGGCUCUGGCCAAGAUCAAGGCCUCGGCAUAAUUUGGUUGAUCAGCAAUCGGAGUCGGGGGGAUGGAUUCGAGGGGUGGCUGGCAUUAGAACGAGCGGCAUGGAACCGGAAAGGAAAACACGCUGCGGCGGCAAAGACCGUCGCAUUCCUAUUUUGCACCCGUUCUGGAAGGGCUGUAUGUCACAUUUCAUCGCACGAUGAACCGGCGUCAAUACGGAAAUUCAGAAAUCAAGACGAAUUCAACG
Purpureocillium takamizusanense is the source of this 778-nucleotide messenger RNA. RefSeq lists its product as uncharacterized. The coding region runs from base 122 to 565 and encodes 147 amino acids. Gene Ontology annotation, molecular function: RNA binding; structural constituent of ribosome. Gene Ontology annotation, biological process: ribosomal large subunit biogenesis; translation. The transcript is spliced from 3 exons. Gene Ontology annotation, cellular component: cytosolic large ribosomal subunit; ribosome. The record is from RefSeq and is a predicted model, not a curated record. NCBI's taxonomy places the organism in Eukaryota, Fungi, Ascomycota, Sordariomycetes, Hypocreales, Ophiocordycipitaceae.